Molecule: messenger RNA, 429 nt
Organism: Gastrolobium bilobum
Lineage: Eukaryota; Viridiplantae; Streptophyta; Magnoliopsida; Fabales; Fabaceae
Exons: 2
Coding region: 1-429 (142 amino acids)
Source: RefSeq, a predicted model, not a curated record
AUGCAUAGGUCUGCAAGCUGGAACAAGUUCUCUGAUGAUUACUUCAAACAUGUAACGAGUUCAACAUCACCAGGGCAUAGAUCAUCUUAUUCUAUGUUCGAUGGUAACACUUUGCCUACGUAUGACCCCAUUGCUGAGUUGGCUAAGAAGGAGAGGGCACGUGUUAAAUUCGCUGAGACUGCUGUGCAUGUUAUCCCUUUCGUUCUCAUUGUUUGUGCCUUCAUUCUUUGGCUCUUUUCAAAUCCAGAUGUGGGGAUUAUAGGAGAUCCUAUGGCAGCAAGAAUUGAAGGAUUGAGCAUUGAAGGAGAAAUUGAAAAUGAUAGUGACGGUACUCAAGCGGGCUUCUUACCUAUUGUGGUGAGUCCAGAAGACAUAUCCACAAAAGAACUUGGAGCUGAAAAAGAUUCCAUAACUCUAAAGAACUUUUAG